Messenger RNA from Neomonachus schauinslandi (Hawaiian monk seal), 2374 nucleotides. It is a transcript of the gene PIAS2, whose product is annotated as protein inhibitor of activated STAT 2. Gene Ontology annotation, molecular function: zinc ion binding; transcription coregulator activity; SUMO ligase activity. Lineage: Eukaryota; Metazoa; Chordata; Mammalia; Carnivora; Phocidae. The transcript is spliced from 14 exons. The coding region runs from base 54 to 1895 and encodes 613 amino acids. The record is from RefSeq and is a predicted model, not a curated record. Gene Ontology annotation, biological process: regulation of transcription by RNA polymerase II; protein sumoylation.
AUCCUCGCCAGCAUUUGGUGUUAUCACUGUUUUUCAUUUUAGUCAUUCUGAAUAUGGUUUUUAGUUUUUGGGUUUUUGAACUACAAGUUUUACUAGGCUUUGCUGGCCGGAAAAAAAGUGGACGCAAGCAUGACCUCCUGAUGAGGGCGUUGCAUUUACUAAAGAGCGGCUGCAGCCCUGCGGUUCAGAUUAAGAUCCGAGAAUUGUACAGACGCCGAUACCCACGGACUCUUGAAGGACUUUCUGAUUUAUCCACAAUCAAAUCUUCGGUUUUCAAUUUGGAUGGUAGCUCAUCACCUGUAGAACCUGACUUGGCCGUGGCGGGAAUCCACGCGCUGCCUUCCUCGUCAGUUACACCGCACUCACCAGCCUCUCCUGUUGGUUCUGUGCUGCUUCAAGAUACUAAGCCCACAUUUGAGAUGCAGCAGCCGUCUCCCCCAAUUCCUCCUGUCCAUCCUGAUGUGCAGUUAAAGAACUUGCCCUUUUAUGAUGUCCUUGAUGUUCUCAUCAAGCCCACGAGUUUAGUUCAAAGCAGUAUUCAACGAUUUCAAGAGAAGUUUUUUAUUUUUGCUCUGACACCUCAGCAAGUUAGAGAGAUAUGCAUAUCCAGGGAUUUUUUGCCAGGUGGUAGGAGAGAUUAUACAGUCCAGGUUCAGCUGAGACUUUGCCUGGCAGAGACAAGUUGCCCUCAAGAAGACAACUAUCCCAAUAGUCUAUGUAUAAAAGUGAAUGGGAAGCUGUUUCCUUUGCCUGGCUAUGCACCACCACCUAAAAAUGGGAUUGAACAGAAGCGCCCUGGACGCCCUUUGAAUAUUACAUCUUUAGUUAGGUUAUCUUCAGCUGUGCCAAACCAGAUUUCCAUUUCUUGGGCAUCAGAAAUCGGAAAGAAUUACUCCAUGUCUGUAUAUCUUGUACGACAGCUCACAUCAGCCAUGUUAUUACAGAGAUUAAAAAUGAAAGGUAUUAGAAACCCUGAUCAUUCCAGAGCACUAAUUAAAGAAAAACUUACUGCAGAUCCUGAUAGUGAAAUUGCUACAACUAGCCUUCGCGUAUCCUUGAUGUGCCCUUUAGGGAAAAUGAGGUUGACAAUCCCAUGCCGUGCAGUGACUUGUACACAUCUACAGUGUUUUGAUGCUGCCCUUUAUCUGCAAAUGAAUGAGAAGAAGCCCACCUGGAUCUGCCCUGUGUGUGACAAAAAAGCAGCCUAUGAAAGUCUAAUUUUAGAUGGGCUUUUUAUGGAAAUUCUCAAUGACUGUUCUGAUGUGGAUGAGAUCAAAUUCCAAGAGGAUGGCACUUGGUGUCCAAUGAGACCGAAGAAAGAAGCUAUGAAAUUGUCCAGCCAGCCGUGUACGAAAAUAGAAAGUUCAAGUGUCCUCAGUAAGCCUUGUUCAGUGACUGUAGCCAAUGAGACAAGCAAGAAGAAAGUGGAUGUUAUUGACCUAACAAUAGAAAGCUCUUCUGAUGAAGAGGAAGACCCUCCUGCCAAAAGGAAAUGCAUCUUUAUGUCAGAAACACAAAGCAGCCCAACCAAAGGGGUUCUCAUGUAUCAGCCAUCUUCUGUAAGGGUGCCCAGUGUGACUUCGGUUGAUCCUGCUGCUAUUCCGCCUUCAUUAACAGACUACUCAGUACCAUUCCACCACACGCCAAUAUCAAGCAUGUCAUCAGAUUUGCCAGGUUUGGAUUUUCUUUCCCUUAUUCCAGUUGAUCCCCAGCAGUACUGUCCUCCUAUGUUUUUGGAUAGUCUCACCUCACCCCUAACAGCAAGCAGUACGUCUGUCACCACCACCAGCCCCCAUGAAAGCAGUACUCACGUUAGUUCAUCCAGCAGCAGGAGUGAGACAGGGGUCAUAACCAGCAGUGGAAGUAACAUUCCUGACAUCAUCUCAUUGGACUAAAGGAAGACUCACUCGAUUCUAGGAAUCAUUCAUCAAAACUGUUCUUUCUUGGAUCUCUGGUCCGUGGAAGCUAUUUUUUUUGGUAACAAUUACUUUGAUAUUUAUUGAAACGUCAGAUGGAUUCUUUUGCUUUCUGAGAGAAAAACACAGAUGACUGCAGCAAGAACCAAAUGACAUGCAAGGAUUUUUCUUAUGCUGUACUCUGAGCAUCAGAUACAUUUGGCCAUAACUGUAUCUUCUCCAGAGACGGAUUUCAAUUUCAUAUGUUACUGGAUGGAUUCUACACACAUGGGUUAAAUUUUUUUUUGUUGUAAUAAACAGCAAUAAAAUUAUGUAAAUAUUCAAGUAAACUUUUUUAUAACUAAAAAAGAUGUAAUCAAUGAUUCUAAAAUGACAGCAACUUUUGUUUAACCUGAUGUGAAGGAAAAAUACAUGGAAGGAAGUCAUGUUUGCUGAAUGAGUCCUUUCCACAGAGAUUU